Molecule: messenger RNA, 2296 nt
Organism: Planococcus citri (citrus mealybug)
Lineage: Eukaryota; Metazoa; Arthropoda; Insecta; Hemiptera; Pseudococcidae
Exons: 4
Coding region: 610-2121 (503 amino acids)
Source: RefSeq, a predicted model, not a curated record
UUUAUUCACCGCAGCACAUUUGUGGUACGAUACAACGAUAGUAGCGAUUUUGUCGCGAUUUCGAGCUCACGAAUGUUCGCGCGGUGUAAGUGCGUGGCUAAGUUGCGAGUCUCGAAUAAGUAUUACAACACGACGAACGAAGAUUCGCGACGAGUUUUUCUUUUUCGUACGUAGUACGUUGCUCGUAUUUUCCACAUGAAUGGGAAAAUGGCCUAGCGAUGAUUUUCCAAUCGAGACGUACUCGAAUGUAACCGUAUUAAGAAAAUUCUAUCUUCGUGUUAAUUUUUCUUCUCUGCUUUUUUUUUCAUUUCUCUCUCUCUCGGUAUCGUUAUACUUACUUACGCGAAUUUAAUGGUUUAAUUAUGACGACUAAUGUGCUAUAGUGUGUCGAAGUAUAUACCUCUAGUAAUUCGAGUUAAAUGGUAAUUUUGUCAUCGUGGUGUGGUGAGAGUGUGUAAAAUGUGAUACCUUUAUAUACCUAUCCAUCGAAAUAUUUCGCUGCCUGAUUUGUGGUAUUCGAAGUGCUAUUUUUUAAACGACUGGUAAAUACGUAUUCAGAUUUACCGCACAUACUACAAGUACAUCAGGUGAACCCAUUCAUCGUGUACGAUGGGUACUGAAAAAGAUAAGAUACGCUCUGUGAAGAGCAACAGACCGCCACCUAUACCGCCCAGACCUCAGCAUUUAAUACCGGUCAAAGCGAUCUCAAAGUAUUCGUCUAUGCCGGAUAUUCUUAACGGUUGGAAGAAAGAUACGAAUCCGGAUUUAUUGAAAAUAAACGGUAGCGCAGGAGGCGACGCUUCGACCAUGCAUAAUGGUACGAAAAAAAGCAGCCUAUUCAGUAUAUCUCGCGAAUACCGCGUUAAAAACGCAGUCGUAGAUAACACAGUGGCCGCUGCUGGCACCUUGAAAACCUAUACUUACAAUGGUAACGGCGAUUGUAAUUACGAUUAUAAAACGACGAAGACGGCGACAUCGACACCCGAGAAAGCGGUGACCAUUGCGGCUGCCAACGCUGCCCCUUCUAUCGUUAAUGGAAAAACGCCGUCGAAAAAGUUCAGCUGUAUACCAUCCAGAAGUAAUUCGAAAAAGAAAAAGAAUAUAUUAUCGUCAAUUAACGUUUGUACCAAUGGCAAUGCUACUAAUACGAGUAAUGGUCGCGCGACCAAAAAUCACAACAGUCGUAGCGGCCACUCUAACAGCGGCGCAGAGAUCAGCCAGACGAGCUGGUACGUCGAGGAUGUAGGAAAUACGAUGGUGCAAUUAUCCAAGUGCGAAAUUACCCUAAAUUCCGAUAAUAAUAAUUGCAGAUAUAAAGAACAAACGCACCAGCACCACCAGCAACAACAAGUGGCUCCAGCGACGAAUACCGUUAACAAUAGUAAUAAUAAUAAUUGUAAUAAUUUUACAACCAACAGGCAGCCUCGUUAUAGGCGAUUUCAUUCGCCGAUGACGUCCUCCUCGUCGUUGAGCGGACUGCCGCCGUUACCAAAAAGUCUUAGCGAUGCUAGUCUACUGUGGGAGUCGGCCGAUAAGAAACUAUCAUCGUACUCGAUAAAUUUAUCGUCGUCUAGCUCGAACGCUUCGUCUUGUUCGCGUUCCAGCGGCAGCAGCCAUCAUUCCAAAGUACCAGCGUCACCGUCGUCCAAAACCUCGACAUCGUCAUCAACGGGCACAGCCACUGGACAAACGCAAACUACGGCCAAUGCCAGUGAUGACCAUAGCAUGACGACGACGACGACAUCCUCAGCUCAAUCAGGGGAUGCAGUUCCGCGUGACGAUCAAAAACAGUCUCCGCCACCACCUCCUCCUCGAAAACCGACUUCUUUAGAUAUGAAAUUAGCGAUUUUAAGAAAAGAAAUGCAUGAUCUACGUCAAAUGGAUUUAUCUCUGCUGUCUCAACUUUGGUCGUUGAACGAAGCCAUUCACGAGUUCCGCCAAAUGCAAGAAUCCCUGUCGCCUCAUACACCUUCGUCUCAUUCAUCCGAUGAAGACGAUUGCGAAUGUUAUUACUCGAACGUUGAUCCUCAAGGGGUUAUUAACCAGAGCCAAAAUACCACUGGGUCGAAUUCUUCUAGAUCUAGUGUCAAUACGUCCAGAACUAAUAUUAGAGAGGCGUGAAUUUAAUAUUGUGUACUAUAAAUCAUAUCAUCUCGUCUGUCGUUUUAUAAUUUUUCAUUUUUUUUUUUGCGUAUGCUGUACUGUAUUUUGUAAUUUUUAAGGCAUACUCUUUCUCUCUUCGCGCAUUUUGUUUUGUAGUUUGUAAUUUCGUAAUAAAUUUAAUCGAGUGCUUGUA